GAGCCCAUCUUCUGGCUCAAAGGCAGCCCUGAUGGCAGGUGUCAUGUCCCCGUUCGGCAUUGCCAUCAUUGGAGCUGGCCUAUACUUCUACUGCAAGAAACCGGCACCACCGGCAGGCUCCGGAGGCGACGCUGGCAGCGAGAUUGAGGACAGCGACGUGGAUGACGAGGGAAGUGGCUCCGAGAAAAGCUGA
Symbiodinium pilosum is the source of this 193-nucleotide messenger RNA. The record is from the annotation of a GenBank genome assembly. NCBI's taxonomy places the organism in Eukaryota, Dinophyceae, Suessiales, Symbiodiniaceae.